Myxocyprinus asiaticus (Chinese sucker) is the source of this 5894-nucleotide messenger RNA. Its product is annotated as calcium uniporter protein, mitochondrial. Gene Ontology annotation, biological process: calcium import into the mitochondrion; mitochondrial calcium ion homeostasis. Gene Ontology annotation, molecular function: calcium channel activity; uniporter activity. The transcript is spliced from 9 exons. The record is from RefSeq and is a predicted model, not a curated record. NCBI's taxonomy places the organism in Eukaryota, Metazoa, Chordata, Actinopteri, Cypriniformes, Catostomidae. Bases 853 to 1989 code for a protein of 378 amino acids. Gene Ontology annotation, cellular component: mitochondrial inner membrane; uniplex complex.
UGUACUUUGCACAUCUUAAAAACAGAAGUUAUUGGCUAAUACUUGCAAUACCGAUGUCCUUCUCUCUUUGAUACAUGACGUUUAAUAACAUUAAAAGCCAUGUUUGACCAUUCAUGAUAUUACCUUUGACCCUUACUCAUAAACCUGUCUGACUGUCCUCUUUAUACGUCAUCGGUGUUUUGUAUUUAUGAUAACAUAAAUUCAGUGUUGCCAUAAAUUCAAUGGCUGGCACACCCAAUAUUUACUAGGACAUCGACUAUCUUUUAAUGCAGUGAACACAUGUGUAACCCUCUCAGAAUACAUCAUUUUGGAUGAUGUGAUUUUCCUUUGUGCAAAAGGUUAAAUAUAAUGAAUAUUAAAAAUGUAUUCUAUUUCUCUGCCCCUCACUUGCGCGGAACGUCCCGCGAUCUCUGAUUGGUCACCUUCAAGUUGUCAAACUAAACUACAGAGCAGCGCGUCUUCUCAUUGGCCGAAAAGUGUUUAGGCAGGUAGCCGGGCGACCAAUCAAAACGCUGGUGUCAUGUUUUCCUCAAGACCGUGGUAUUUCACACAACGACUUCCUAGUACUGCCCAUUUUAUUACAUAGACUGUAAUAACUGUAAUACUGUAAAAACUGUAAUAACUUGGCCAGAGUUUCGCUCGUUUAAAAAUAGAAAAGCCUCUCUAGAUGCCAAAACCUUUGCUUCGAACGCGAAACUACAGCAACCGCCUGUCUUAAACAUUUGUAGUGUGUGUGUAGGAAAUAUUAGCCCAGCCCAGCAGCACUUCCUACUUCCCCUCCCUUUCCUCCAACUGUGUCAGUCGGUUCGCCCGCUGCACUUGCGUUCCUCUCUGCCGGGUUUCACUUCAGAGAUGGCUGCGAAAGUGUGUAGAUCGGUCCUUCUCCUGUACCGGAGCAGUGGAGCUGUAGCCUCUUCUGCCUUUCCCGCAUUCGGGCUCUCCUCACAGCGGCAUCAUCAGCGCACAAGAACGGAGGCACUAUCCAUUCCCCUCGGAAGUCACCAGACUCUCAGGAGAGCACAUGGCCUGAGAACAGGUGCCAGUUCUGCUCUCUUCAGCCACCUCAGUGCCACUUUGCCAGCCCAGGGCUGGAAGGGCUCCCCCUCAUGGCAGGGUCAAAGACUACUGUGUUCUCCUGCUGCUACAGAAGAUGUUACAGUGGUAUAUCAGAACGGCUUGCCGGUGAUCUCUGUACGUCUGCCGUCUCGACGAGAACGCUGCCAGUUCACCCUCAAACCACUGAGUGACAGGGUGGGUGUUUUCCUUCAACAGCUGCAGGCAGAAGACAGAGGUAUCGAUAGAGUCGCCAUCUACUCUACAGAUGGAGCAAGGAUAGCGUCCUCUACGGGGAUGGAUAUUUUACUUUUGGACAACUUUAAGCUAGUCAUUAACGAUACAACAUAUCUGGUGCAGCCGCCCAGGAGAGAUCUGCUGCCACCUGAGGAAGCAGAGCGACUGAAUGAUGUGAAGCUCUUAGUGCAGCAGCUCUACACCACACUGCGCAUAGAUGAGCAUCAGCUCAGCAAAGAGAGAGAGCUGAUUGGACAACUGGAGGACCUCAACUCUCAGCUCCGCCCACUGGAGAAGGUGAAAGAAGAGCUGAGUAAGAGAGCCGAACGCAGGACUACUUGGGUGCUGUGGGGUGGGAUGGCUUACAUGGCCACGCAGUUUGGCAUUCUGGCUCGGCUGACCUGGUGGGAGUACUCAUGGGAUAUUAUGGAGCCCGUCACAUAUUUCAUCACCUAUGGCACAGCCAUGGCCAUGUAUGCUUACUUUGUGCUGACACGUCAGGAAUAUAUUUACCCAGACGCCAGGGACAGACAGUACCUGCUCUUCUUUCAUAAGGGAGCAAAGAGAACACACUUUGACAUUGAGAAGUACAACAAACUGAAAGAUGCGAUUGCUGAGACGGAGGUGGAUCUAAAGCGUCUUCGAGACCCGCUGCAGUUGAACCUCCCCAUCCAGCAAAUCAAUGCCAGCAAGGACUGAUGACAACAUUAAGACCCUUCCUCCACGCGCCCUUAUUUCAUUCUUACUUUCAUGCCUCUCUUUCUUUUUAUCUUUACCGCCUCCUGAAAAACCAUAUCCACAGCAAGCUUCUGAGUUGUUGUUUUUUAGCAUUAUUUGUAUUGUUUACUUUGAUUUCCAGCAAAUUUGGCACAUCUAUGCAGGGGAGAAGGAAAUACAAUAUAACAAAAGGAAACAACUACACCCCUAAACGGAUGGUUACGAGUUGCUUGCCGAUCAAAGCGCUUUGAUAACUACUGGACCACAGAGGAAAAACGCAGCUAUUUACAGGAAGUCCCUGCUUUCAGACAGGAAGUUGGGACAUUGGGAUUCAAACAGUACAUUGCUACAAGACAAUGACCCUAUGUUUUGCAUGGAUCUGUGCAUAAACACAGAUUCUGAGGGCUAAAAACCAUCUGCCCUUGGGUUGACAGUUUUUCCACAUUGGAGUACUGCUCUUCCUAACUCUUACACAUUGCAGAAGAGAUGUUAGGGUAUUGCUCUUUUCCAUCUUGGAAAAGAUGUGUUUACCAUCGAACCAGUUCUCGUGUGGCUGCAACGCUGCAUCGACACCUGUACCUGUUCCUAACAGCCUAAGCUCAGCCCUCAAGAAUUCCUUUCUUGCUUCAUGUACGGACCUGUUGAAAGCUGAAGACAAAUCUAACAGCUAAAAUAUCACUGUGCGUUCUAUUAUUCCAAAAAGAAAAGGAAAUUUUGGCACUUUUUAUUUUAAAAGCCAUAUUAUGUUUAUUAUUAUGAUGGGAAAAAAGAAAGAAAAUAGAGUAGAAACUUUUCUUCUCAUUGUUAGAGGAUUUUUUUUAUUUAUACCAUGCCACCAGGCAUUACAUAUCUGCAAAUGUCCUGUUUUUUUGUUGUUUUUUUUAAUAGAGCUGUCAUGUUUGAAGUCCUACAAACCCAUAAGAGAAUUAAUGGUAACAUUUACUUAACAAUUAAUGUUAAGGGUUUAUAACGGGGUUAUUAAUGAUUAAUAAGUCAUUUAGAAAUGCAUUAUAAAUCAUUGAUAUGCAGUUAUAACAACAUGAAUAAAAAGGGGGACUUCCAACACUUGCCAAAUAGUGAGCAUUUUAAUUUGCUUGUUAUAAAUGCUUAAUAAAUGCACUUAUUCAUACUGAAAUUAAUCAAAAGCAUAAAAUGCCCUUAUUCAUGAUUUAUGAUGCAAUGCAGCAAAAAUUGACUAUUAUAGUGAGAUUUAAAGGAGGGAUUGUAAUUUUUCUUUGUGUUUAUAUUCAUUACUGUGAUGUCUUGACUCACUUGUGUUGUCACUUUCCUAGUCAUGUUGAUAUGUAAAGAAUGGUGCUAGUCCGAGUGCUGUCCCAACUCAACUAAAGUCCUCUGCAUACUUCAUAUAUGUCCACUUUAAGGUACAUUUUCAUUGGUUGUUGUUGAAUAAGUGUUAUUAAGCAUUUAUAACAGGUGCGAUAAAAUGUCUCACUAUUUGGCAGGUAUUAUAUGAAAAUCACCCUCUUUAAUCAUUUUGUUAUAACUGCAUAUCAAUGAUUUAUAAUGCAUUUGUAAAUGACUUAUUAAUUAUUAAUGAACCCCUUUAUAAAGCCUUAACAAAGGUAAAAUUAAUGUAAAUUCCAGAGGGAUUCCCGAGGCGAAUUACCUUUUCGGGAUGACUUUUAACAAAUUGACAUCUUGACUGAACAGCUCUAUUCCCAUUAAAAAAAACAAAACAAAACUCAGAUUGUCAAUCCCUAACGCUCUGUGCAUUUGGUAAUGAUUUUUAAUACACACAUUCCCUCCAUUUACAUUGUGAUGAGAAAUGCACAUGGAUUCUUUCAAAUGUGCAAAGAUUUGUUUUGAGUUAUUUUCAAAGGUUUCCUCUAUCUCUCAACUUAUACUUCUUUCAAACAACAUGAAAUGACAUUUUCACACAGUGCCUCACAGCAUCCGCUGCAGUGUGCUUGUCUGUGCUCUGAUUUUCUUCUGAACACACACAUUAAUCAAAUAAAAUCCAAGUAACUGACCCAUCGAACCAUCUAAAAGGGAUAGUUUACCCAAAAAUUUAAAUUCUUCAGCGUUUACUCACCGCCAUGUUGUUGCAAACCCUUAUGAUUUUAUCUCUUCUGUCAAACACAACAGAUGUGUUUUUGAAGAAUGUUCUGGUCUCUCUUUGUGGAGACUGGGGCUUCCAAGCUCCAAAAUGACAAAAAAGCUCCAUUAAAGUAUCAUAAAAGUGGUCCAUACUAGUCAUACUCUAUAUUCCAAGUCUUUUGAAGUCAUCCAGUAGCUGGCAAGGAGAAGAUUAUCAUUGAAAAAUGACAUGCAUUUUGGUCUGUUCCUCACAUAAGGGAUCAAAUGGCUUCAGAAUUUUGGAAAAUAGCACACAAGGCCUAUAGACUACUUUGACUGGUACGUUUUUUUUUUUGGUCAUUUUGGACCUUGACAGACCCAGUCUCCAGUUGCCUUUAUUAAAUGGAAAGGAGCGGCCAGGAUGUUCUUGAAAAGUUCUUCAGAAAAGAGAAAAUCAUACAGAUUUGGAAUGACGUGUGGAUGGAUGAGUAAACAAAGACAGAACUUUAGUUUUUGGGUAAACUAUUCCUUUCAGGCAGGUCACUGUGUAAAAUGCAAUCUAUUUUUCUUUGUAACAUUUUGGACAUAACCAAGUUCUCAUAACUCAUGUGGCGUUUUUAGCUACAUAUAUCUGCCUCGAUAUGCCAAGAGUCUUACCAUACAUGCAGAGAACAUGUAAUAUACUAGAUCCUAGAAUUAGUGUGUGUUUUGCACACUUUGUGGCAUGCUAUAGAGAGAGAUUGUUGCAUCCUUUGUCUAUAUGUGGUAUCUUUAGCAGACAGGGCUUAGCAAUGGUUUGGCUGAUCUUCAUCAUUUUUUUUCAUCAUUUUUGUCUCACAUCUUCAGUUGUAAAUAUUACAGGGUGAGACUCCAGCCUACAGCUCUGAAGGAAUAGAUAACCUUUUCAAACCUGUAUGCCAUUUUAACACAAAAAAAGUACAAAUUUCGAAGACUCUACAUGCUGCUCUUUCCCAUACAAUGACAGCUGUCAAGCUCCCAAACUGACAAAAACGCAUCAUAAAAAUGGUCCAGACUAGUCAUACUCUAUACUCCAAGUCUCCUGAAGUCAUACGAGAGCUUUGUGUGAGCAGCAGAUUGAAAUUAAAGUCAUUAUCUCUUUUCCGGAGCGCUCAAAUCUCAUUCGCGCUUGUGUUCAUUUAAAAAAUGGUGCCUUAAGACAUAUUGCUCUCGGUUUGAUGUCAUUGAUGGCAAACACCAUUGGUUUUCGCAUUUCAUGUGACGGAUUAAGACACAGCAGGUUUGAUUAUGCACACAAUAAAUUUAUAAAUAAAUUAGUAACAAGUGAGAUUUGAGAGCUACAGCAGAAGGGAAGAUGAUUGGUGAAUAACUGCUUAAAUUUCAGUCUGUUCCUCACACAAAGCACUCGUAUGGCUCCAGAAGACUUGGAAUAUAGUGCACGUGAUAUGAUGAUACGUUUAUGGUGCUUUUUGGCCUUCUUUUGAGCUUGACAGUUUAAAUCACCAUCCACUUUCAUCAAUGCGAAAAUAAUUUUCUGGAUUUUUCUUGUAUUCCAGUAAAAAUAUCUAAACAUUGUUAAAACGAGAUAAAUAUACUUGAGAAGCAAAACUACAUAUGUUGUCUUAUUUCCAGAGAAAUGUAACAAAAUUUAUUAACGUUUAUGCUUAUUACAUUAAAAAAACUAUUUGCCAAAAUUAUAUAUAAAAAAUAAAAAUAGCAAAUAAUUGUUUUUCUUGUUUUAAUAAUAAACGUUACUGAAUUUCGUUAGAUUUCUCUGCAAACAGGGCUUAAUGUCUUAUAUUAAUUUAGCUACUCAAGUAAUUUUUUCUUGUUAUAAGAAAGUUUAAAUAUAUAUAUAUAUAUAUAUAUAU